UUUAUUAAUUAAACCUAAAAUAUUCUUCCCUUUCUAAUCUCCCUAUCUCUGUCUACACUACACUACUCUACUCUUCUCCCCGCCUCAAUUGGAGUUGGAGGUUCUCCUUCCAAACCCUCCAAGAUAUUUGGAGAUUAAGGUAUAUAUACGAAGUGACUGAGACUACUGACUGGAAUGGAAACUGCAGCGGCGGCGGCGACGCCUUCGCUGUGGCUGUCUUCAUUGGAAUCCAUUUGCUCUUUCAGGAUCAGCUCUUCUCACAUUAACAAAACCGCCGCUUUCAGAUUCCAACAACCACAUCACCGUCUGCUUCUCACUUGCUCCCAUGGCGCCCGUGCUUCUCAGCCUAUCAAGAAGAAAACUCGUACCACUCGAUCCAGCCCUAAACCCAAACCCAAAACCUUACGCCUCAAUACUACUAUUGACAAAGUUGCCUAUCAACCCAGCAAGAGUAACAAGGUGGACCAGGCACAAAAAGAACAGCUUAAUACCAAUGCAAAUGGGGAUCCUCUUGGUCGCAGAGACCUCGGUAAGAAAGUGGUGAAGUGGAUUACACAGGGAAUGAGGGCCAUGGCUGCUGAUUUCGCCUCUGCUGAGGUUGGCGAUGACAAUGGUGAUUUCUCGGAGAUCCAACAACAAAUGGGACCUGGCCUCGCCUUUGUAAUUCAGGCGCAGCCGUACCUGAACGCUAUACCAAUACCUCUGGGCUUGGAAGCUGUCUGCCUGAAGGCCUGCACUCACUACCCCACUCUGUUCGACCAUUUCCAAAGGGAACUCCGUGAUGCUCUUCAAGAUCUUCAACGCAGAUCGUUGGUAGCAGACUGGCGUGAAACUCGCUCGUGGAAGCUGCUAAAGGAGCUGGCUGGCUCCACGCAGCACAGGGCAAUGGCACGCAAGGCAGCAGGGCAGCCUCCAAAGAAGAGUGGCCAGAGCGUGUUGGGGAUGGAGAUGGAGAAGGCCAAGGCCAUUCAGGGCAGGAUUGAUGAGUUCACCAACCGCAUGUCUGAGCUUCUUUGCAUAGAGAGGGAUUCUGAGUUAGAGUUCACGCAGGAGGAGUUGGAUGCCGUUCCUAAACCCGAUGAAUCCGCUGAUUCCUCCAGACCAAUUGAGUUCUUGGUCAGCCAUGGCCAAGCUCAGCAAGAACUCUGUGACACAAUCUGCAACCUGAAUGCGAUCAGCACAUCCAUUGGACUAGGUGGAAUGCAUUUGGUGCUGUUCAAGGCUGAAGGGAAUCACAAGUUACCGCCCACAACUCUGUCUCCAGGUGACAUGGUCUGCGUGAGAAGCUGUGAUAGUAGGGGCGCAGGUGCAACCUCUUGCAUGCAAGGUUUUGUCAACACCCUUGGGGAAGAUGGCUGUACCAUUAGCAUUGCUCUUGAGUCUCGUCACGGAGAUACUACCUUCUCCAAACUCUUUGGGAAGAACGUUCGCAUUGAUCGCAUUCCUGGCUUGGCUGAUGUGCUCACGUACGAGCGCAAUUGCGAAGCCCUUAUGCUGCUUCAGAAGAAUGGUUUGCGAAAGAAAAAUCCUUCACUUGCAGUCAUAGCUACACUAUUUGGAGACACAGAAGAUAUGGCAUGGUUGGAGGAAAAUAAUAUUGUGGAUUGGGGUGAACAAGAAUUGAGUGGAAAAUCGAUUAAUGGGACUCUUGAUGAGGCUCAACGAAGAGCAAUUGGCUUAGGUUUGAAUAAGAAGCGACCUGUAUUGGUAAUUCAAGGGCCUCCUGGUACUGGAAAGACAGUUUUACUAAAGGAAUUAAUAGCACUUGCGGUUCAACAAGGUGAAAGAGUGCUUGUUACAGCACCUACAAAUGCAGCUGUGGACAACAUGGUUGAUAAACUUUCGCGUAUCGGAUUGAACAUUGUCCGGGUUGGUAAUCCAGCACGUAUAUCUCCAACUGUAGCAUCAAAGUCUCUGGGAGAAAUUGUCAACUCUAAGCUCGCCAAUUUUCGAGCAGAGUUUGACAGGAAAAGGGCAGAUCUAAGAAAAGACCUGAGGCUUUGUUUGAAGGAUGACUCAUUAGCUGCUGGCAUUCGCCAACUUCUAAAGCAGCUUGGAAAAGAGUUAAAAAAGAAGGAAAAGGUAGCAGUUAGGGAAGUACUAUCCAGUGCUCAAGUCGUUCUUGCCACUAACACAGGAGCAGCUGACCCUUUGGUUCGAAAGCUGGAUACCUUUGACCUUGUUGUUAUAGAUGAAGCUGGGCAAGCAAUUGAGCCUGCUUGCUGGAUUCCAAUACAGCAAGGAAAGCGUUGCAUUCUUGCUGGUGACCAAUGUCAGCUUGCUCCUGUCAUUCUAUCUAGAAAAGCAUUAGAAGGUGGUCUAGGAGUAUCUCUGCUUGAGAGAGCUGGUACUUUACAUGGAGGUCUUCUUACCACCAUGCUAACUACCCAACAUCGGAUGAAUGAUGCAAUAGCCAGUUGGGCGUCCAAGGAGAUGUAUGAAGGUUUGCUCAAGUCCUCUCCAACUGUAGCUUCUCAUCUUUUGGUAGAUUCUGCUUUUGUCAAGCCUACAUGGGUAACACUAUGCCCACUUCUCUUGCUGGACACUAGAAUGCCAUAUGGAAGUUUGUCAAUGGGCUGCGAGGAGCAUUUAGACCCAGCAGGCACAGGCUCAUUAUACAACCAAGGGGAAGCAGAUAUUGUUGUGCAACAUGUCUUUUCUUUGAUAUAUGCUGGUGUUAGGCCAACAGCUAUUGCAGUGCAAUCUCCUUAUGUUGCUCAAGUACAGCUCCUGCGGGACAGGCUAGAGGAACAUCCUGAGGCUGCGGGAGUUGAAGUUGCCACAAUUGAUAGCUUCCAAGGUCGGGAAGCUGAUGCAGUGAUAAUAUCAAUGGUGCGAUCAAACACUCUAGGAGCUGUUGGAUUUCUUGGAGAUAGUAGGAGAAUGAACGUUGCCAUAACAAGGGCACGAAAACAUGUAGCAGUUGUUUGUGAUAGCUCAACAAUUUGCCACAACACCUUCCUUGCAAGGCUUCUGCGUCAUAUCCGUUAUUUUGGCAGGGUGAAGCAUGCUGAACCUGGCAGUUUUGGGGACUCUGGACUCGGCAUGAAUCCAAUGUUGCCUUCCAUCAGCUAAGAAAGUUUCACUUUUUGCUCCAAAGGACCAUCUCCUUGUUACUGUACAGGUCUUUUUGUUUUACCAGCAAAGUAGUGAUUAUAGUAAUACAUGAUCAUUAAUUAGUUUACUGUAUAUACACGAUCCAAUUCAUUGAUCAAGAACUUGUUUUGAAUUCGUCUACACCAGUGAAGAACGAAUGAAAUUUAUAUUUCUUCACCACUCUACAAAGAAUAUGUAUAUCUUCC
This is a messenger RNA of Humulus lupulus (European hop), 3302 nucleotides long. RefSeq lists its product as uncharacterized. The coding region runs from base 175 to 3075 and encodes 966 amino acids. NCBI's taxonomy places the organism in Eukaryota, Viridiplantae, Streptophyta, Magnoliopsida, Rosales, Cannabaceae. The record is from RefSeq and is a predicted model, not a curated record. The transcript has 7 exons. Gene Ontology annotation, molecular function: ATP hydrolysis activity; 5'-3' DNA helicase activity.